This is a messenger RNA of Lachnellula hyalina, 927 nucleotides long. RefSeq lists its product as uncharacterized. The coding region runs from base 1 to 927 and encodes 308 amino acids. NCBI's taxonomy places the organism in Eukaryota, Fungi, Ascomycota, Leotiomycetes, Helotiales, Lachnaceae. The record is from RefSeq and is a predicted model, not a curated record. The transcript has 3 exons.
AUGAACAUCCCAAUCGCAGCCAACGUCCUCGGGACCCUCGGCGCAGUAUGCUGGUCAAUCCAAGUGCCCUCUCCCCCUUCCCCCCUCCCUACUCAGGGGGCCUUUCCCUCCCGUCUGACUACCUACCUAACAACACCACAGCUCAUCCCCCAAAUAAUAAUCAACUAUCGCCGGCACAACACCGAGGGCCUCCAGCGCUCCAUGAUGCUGCUGUGGGCACUGGCUGGCAUCCCACUCGGCGCGUACAACAUCGCCGAGAACUUCAACGUCGCGCUUAAGAUCCAACCGCAGAUCCUGACGGUGUUGAGUCUGAUUACAUGGAUCCAGUGUUUUUACUACUCUUCUAAAUGGAGCGUUUCUAAAUGCAUCCUCGUAGUAUGCGCCAUGGGCAUCACAUUAGGCGGCGUAGAAGCCGGGCUCUUUUUCGCGCUCUCGGACGCCGAGCACAGAGGCCGGCACUGGGCCGUAACGCUCAUGGGCGUUUUAUCGACGGUGCUGCUUUCGGCGGGCGUGUUGAGGCAUUAUUGGGAUAUCUGGGUGCAUAGAACAGUGCGUGGAAUAUCCUUUAUAUUCGUGGGGAUCGAUGCAGCCGGUGAUGUGUUUUCUCUGGUUUCUGUCUUUUUUCAGCCCAAGCUUGAUAUAUUAGGCAUGGUUAUCUACGCGACUGAAUUCGUGCUGUGGUGCGGCGUCUUUGCGUGUGGAGGGUAUUUCAACCUGCUUCCGUGGGUCAAGAUGAAGGUCAGAGAGAGAGAGCAAAAGAGGGAACGGAAUGGAGAUUCUGAGGAGCAAGUGCAGGUGGAGGAGGAAGGGGCUUCGCAAGGUGUAGAGUUGAAUGGAAAUGGAAUUGGUUCCUCGACUUCUGUGUUUCGGACGCCGAGUUCUGUGGCUAGUGAACGUUCACGGGUUUCUGUUAGGUUGGCUCAAUGA